Messenger RNA from Hevea brasiliensis (rubber tree), 2903 nucleotides. Its product is annotated as cysteine-rich receptor-like protein kinase 10. NCBI's taxonomy places the organism in Eukaryota, Viridiplantae, Streptophyta, Magnoliopsida, Malpighiales, Euphorbiaceae. Gene Ontology annotation, biological process: protein phosphorylation. The record is from RefSeq and is a predicted model, not a curated record. The transcript is spliced from 7 exons. The coding region runs from base 1384 to 2688 and encodes 434 amino acids. Gene Ontology annotation, molecular function: protein kinase activity; ATP binding.
CAAGAUUACAUAAUCUACAAGAGCAUAUGCAGUCGCUGAAUAAAAAGAUUCAAGAACUGAGUUUGAGGCUGUGCAAGGUUGAACAAACGAUGAGUCAGACGAUGGAGAUGGUGAUGCAGAUGAUGAAGGCCUCGCAAGGAAAAGGUAAAGACCCAUGAUUCCUGAAACUCAGUUCGAUAUGUAUGAAAUUAGGGUUAAUUCUAAUGAGAUAAGGGCUAACAAUCAUGAAUCAAGGGGUAUUUUGCUCUGCCUAAAGGAAGGGAAAAUGGGGAUUCUAGUAAUAACUCUCAAGGGCAAAGAGAGUUUCGGUAAUUCUGGGAUGAAACUGAAAGUGGAUUGGCCUCAAUUUGAUGGUAGUAACCCUAGUGGUUGGGUUUUUUGAAACAUAGAGGGCGUUAUUGUUGAGAAUGUUUCAGUUAAAGGAGAAAAUGAGAAAGUUUAUGAAGAAAAAAACUGUGAAAAAAUAGACUGGAAUCUUGGUGGUAGUUUAUUGGAGUUGAGAACUGCAAUCACAUAAUGCUUAAGGAGAAUGCGUUUGAAAUUAGGAGAAGACACAAAAAGAAAAUGUGUUCCUUGUCAAUGGAGAAGUCAGGCAUUGAAACAGUUUGUGAAAAUGCCAAAGUGAAUCGCUAAGGUAUUAUGUUUCUUGAUAAGAAGAAUUCUAAGAUGGGUAUCUUUUUCUAGCUGCGAAAAUAGGAAUAAAUAUGGGAACAAGAAUCACAAUUGUAGCUGGACGUAUGAUGGUCUUGUGAUCUUGAAGGGACAAGAAUUGUAAAUUUGGAGAAGAAACAGAAAGAAAUUUAAAUCAUUGUCAAUUAACACUGCAUCUUUUGAAGGUUCACAUGCCUUUAUGCAAUGGAAGUUCAGUCUUCAUCAUUUCGCACAACCUAUGCUAGCAUUCAUAGACAACUGUGACAGGUGGAAGUGGCAUCUUGAGCAGGAUGCUACUUUUGAAUAUCAACCUUCAUUAGAGACCCAUUUCUUGAACACAUUCUUGAGGACAAGAAUGAUCUCACAGGGGUUGGUAAUGUUGUGGCUAUGUGAGUUGUGAUGUGUGUGAUAGCUUAGUCAAUAAUAGUCAAGAAAGCAGUUAGUGAGUUGGAGAUUACUUACAGCUGCAGCUAAUUGUAUAACAGAAAAAUAGAGGGAGGUGGGAAAAUGUAAUUCUUGUAUAAAGCUUGAGCUUGUAAUGAGUUCAUCAAUCAGUCAGUAAUACAAGAAAUUCAUUUUCUGUAUUCUCUGUCGCUCUCUCUCCCUCUCCUUUCCUCCUCCUCCUCCUUCUCCCCUUUCUUCUAUUUCCUUCCCACCUUUCCUCUUUUUCUGUUUGGUUAUGGCCUAGUCAUAACACAAGCUAUUGCUUAUCUUCCUGCUUGUUGCAGUGGAAUGCAAGGAGCGCAGGUUCUAACUCCUAGCUGUAGCAUUAGAUACAAAUUGUACCUGUUAUAUAACUUGACGGAGGUAUCAGCUCCACCUCCGUCACCUCUGUUUCCUUCUCCACCUCCACCUCCUCUAAUAGGACCUAAAGAUAAAAGCCAUAACCCAUUGGCAAUAAUCAUCGUUAUUGUUGCUUCAAUCGCUGUGUUCGUUUUGCUUUACCUACUAGGAUGCCGUUUCCUACGUCAAAGGGCAAGAAAGAAGCAGAACUCUACCAUAGAAGAAGAAAAUGAUGGAAAUGAAAUUAUGAUUGAAGGAGCCUUGCAAUAUGACUUAGCUACCAUGGAAGCUGCCACUAAAAUGUUUGCAGAGGAAAACAAGUUAGGUGCAGGUGGAUUUGGUGAGGUUUACAAGGGUACACUUCCUAAUGGACAAGAAAUAGCUGUGAAGCGGUUAUCAAGAAGCUCUGGCCAAAGCACAGAAGAAUUUAAGAAUGAGGUUAUACUGAUAGCCAAGCUUCAACACAGAAAUCUAGUCAGGUUAUUGGGAUUUUGCUUGGAAGGAGAAGAAAAGAUACUUAUCUAUGAGUUUGUUCCCAACAAGAGCCUCGAUUGUUUUCUAUAUGAAGAACAAGCACAACUAGAUUGGACACAACGCUACAAAAUAAUUGAGGGGAUCGCUCAAGGGAUUCUUUAUCUUCACGAGGGCUCUGGAUUUAAAAUCAUUCAUCGAGAUUUAAAAGCCAGUAAUAUUUUAUUAGAGACAAAUAUGGAUCCUAAAAUUUCAGAUUUUGGGCAGGCAAGGAUUUUUGGAGUUGAUCAAACUCAUGCAAACACAAACAGAAUCAUUGGGACAUAUGGUUACAUGUCUCCAGAAUACAUAAUGCAUGGACAGUUCUCGACAAAGUCUGAUGUAUAUAGUUUUGGUAUCUUAAUUUUUGAGAUAGUAACUGGAAAGAAGAGAAGUUCAUUCCCAGGCGACCUCGUGGGCUAUGUUUGGAACAAAUGGAGUCUUGGGGUGGCAUGUGAAGUGUUGGAUCCAACUCUGAGAGGUUCUUGUUCAAUAAAUGAAGUAACAAAAUGUAUUCAUACAGGCUUACUAUGUAUCCAGCAAGAUCCAGCUCAUAGACCUGCAAUGGCAACAAUUGUUCUUAUGCUUAGCAGUCACUCUGUUACUCGACCAUUGCCUAAACGGCCAGGAUUUCUCUUUGAUGGUGGAAGCGAGCAGAAUAAAUUGACAAAUGAGGUGCAGUGGGAUCAACUCAUGAACGUUGCACCACCCUUUUUGUCAGCUACUGAAUUUUAUCCAAGGUAGGUAGUGCAUAAAGAAAGAUGAUGUCGUAGUAUGAAAUGUAAAAAGAUGUUAUUCAAAUAAGGCCAAGGCCCAGAUAAUGGUUAGCCACUAGAGAAGUGAAUGUGUCGAGCUUUCAGUCACUGUAAGUUUCGUAUUGCAUCGAGUAUUAGGAAAAGAACAACAAAUGUAAUCAAUUCAACAUACUCAUUAUUAGGACAUAAUUAGAUUGCAGUUUU